UGACAAUGAUGAUGAUCAUCAUUCAAAAGCAUUGAAAAGAAAGAAAGAAAAAUCACAAAAAUAAUAACUGUACAUAUUUUUUUUCCUUUCAAAAAAGAGUAAAAAAUGAAUGAUUUAUUCUCAAAUUCGUUCAAGAGGAACCAGGCUCAGUUCGGGGAUGUUGAAGCAGGUCAAGAAACGAUGAACCUCGACAAGUUUUUCGAGGACGUCGAGAAUGUGAAAGAUGACAUGAAAGGAGUCGAGACUCUUUACAAGAAGCUUCAGGACUCGAACGAAGAGUGCAAGACGGUGCACAAUGCCAAGAAGGUUAAGGAGCUACGAGCUAAGAUGGACGCUGACGUAGGUCAGGUCCUUAAGAGAGUCAAAAUCAUUAAGCAGAAGCUAGAAGCCUUAGAGAAAGCCAACGCUAAUAGCCGUAAUGUCCCGGGUUGUGGACCCGGUUCAUCUACGGAUAGGACUCGGUCCUCGGUGGUUAGUGGUCUUGGGAAGAAGCUCAAGGACUUGAUGGAUAGUUUCCAAAGCCUACGUGCACGGAUGAAUGAUGAGUAUAAAGAAACCGUAGAGCGCAGGUAUUUCACAAUAACAGGAGAACAAGCAGACGAGCAAACAAUAGAUAACUUGAUUGCAAGCGGUGAGAGUGAAAACUUUCUCCAAAAAGCGAUUCAAGAGCAAGGAAGAGGUCAAAUCAUGGACACUAUAUCUGAGAUCCAAGAAAGACAUGAUGCUGUGAAGGAGAUUGAGAAGAAUUUACUUGAGUUGCACCAGGUUUUCUUGGACAUGGCGGCUCUAGUGGAAGCGCAAGGGCAACAGCUGAACAAUAUAGAGAGUCAUGUGGCUAAGGCGAGCUCGUUUGUAAGAAGAGGGACUGAUCAACUCCAAGACGCGAGGGAGUACCAAAAGAGCUCGAGAAAAUGGACUUGUUACGCUAUUAUUCUCUUCAUCGUUGUGUUUAUCCUCCUCCUUAUUCCUGCUCUUCCCCAUAUUAUGCUCAUGUUGAAAUGAAAUUUCUAGAGGAUAUGAUUUUGUAGAAAAAGUUUUGAAACACUGGAUCGUUAUUACUUUUAUGACAUCCUGAAUUUUUCUAUAUAUUAUCUCCAUCUUUAGUUAUGUAUCUUACCUAUGAGGAUGGUUCUAGGUAUUUCAUAUAUGCAAGAAUAUAUAUAUUUAGCUUAUAUUUAUUAUCCCCACGAGCAACAACUUCGAGGUGAAGACU
This is a messenger RNA of Brassica napus (rape), 1213 nucleotides long. RefSeq names its product syntaxin-125. The transcript has 2 exons. Gene Ontology annotation, biological process: exocytosis; vesicle fusion; intracellular protein transport. The coding region runs from base 106 to 1002 and encodes 298 amino acids. Gene Ontology annotation, molecular function: SNAP receptor activity; SNARE binding. Gene Ontology annotation, cellular component: plasma membrane; SNARE complex; endomembrane system. The record is from RefSeq and is a predicted model, not a curated record. Lineage: Eukaryota; Viridiplantae; Streptophyta; Magnoliopsida; Brassicales; Brassicaceae.